Messenger RNA from Hyaloscypha bicolor E, 1311 nucleotides. RefSeq lists its product as uncharacterized. Bases 1 to 1311 code for a protein of 436 amino acids. The transcript has 4 exons. The record is from RefSeq and is a predicted model, not a curated record. Lineage: Eukaryota; Fungi; Ascomycota; Leotiomycetes; Helotiales; Hyaloscyphaceae.
AUGUCUACCGACGAGAAGAUGGACGGCUUCGAGUUCCCUACUAUUGGCAGCGCCAAGAUGGACGCUAGGUUUGACGCACAAAGAGCAAGCUUUCCUCCUAAACGCCGAGUUGUCUUCGCAGGCUUCCUAGAGAAGCUUUGUCAAAACUUCCUCCUGGUCGUUAUGGUGGUUCUCGUUAGCUACUCUGUCGUUACCUGUGCCUUGGUCCUUCUCGGGCACCCUACCCCAACACCUCUUGGCCAACCCCGUGUUCACCUCGACCCUGCCCUCAAAUUCAAUGCUACCAUCAUCUCCACGGCCGAGCAGCUCACUAGUCUUCAAGACCGGCUCUCCGUCCGCAUGGAUCAGCACAAUGUCAUUAUGAGCAAGAACCUCGACAACUUCACUUCCACCCUUGAAACCAUCACUGCAGAUGCCGAAGUAGCCAUUGAUUACCUCCGAUUCGUGGAAAAGUACCUCUUUGUCGGUGCUUCCCGCACACCUGAGGAAUGGCGGGAGGGUGCAGAGGUGCUCGAGGAUGAGAUCCAGAAGUUGCACAACAUCGCUGUCUCUCAAGACAUCCGCAUGGAGAUCGAGGCUGUCACACAAAUUGCUGGUGCCAUUGCUACCGAGAUGACCGACAUGGAACUCUUCAUGCAGGAAAUCAGCAGCGCCUCCAACACCUUGCUCAAUCGCUUGGGUAAAGUCUUUGAAGAGCAAGCUGAGUGUAACGGUACCGAUCAUCUUGCUCCCAGAAGCCAACCUCAACAACCGAUCUACGAUGCUCCUGCCUCCGAUGCCGGUCAAUCGCUCAAUGAGGCUCAACCUGGUCGGACUCUCCAGUGGCGCUGGGAUGAAAUCCACAAGGGAGGCUAUGUUCGCAGCAAUAUGGGGGACUUCGCCCCGAUCCAACAGGCGAUCAUUGAGACAUUCCUCCUCUCAAUGAACGCCACUGGCAACAUCACCAGCGUCCCCACCACCAUCCGCUACGGCAUCGGCCUUCCGGACACCCACCCAACCGACCUUGGCACUCUCGGCUACGAGCACCCUCUGAUCAUCCAAGGCUUCUCCAUUCCCACUCCCGAUCCCGACUCCCCUGGUCAAAACUACAAUUGUGAUAUCGUCGCCCAUUUCGCUCAGAUGAGCAAGGACGCAAUCGUCCAGGUCAAGGUCGCACCAGGUCUUCGUAAAGAGGUGGUUGUGCGACAGCUCGUUGGCUUGCAAAGCAUGGAGUGUGGGGCUGAAGGCGAGGAGAAGAAGGAUGUUGUUCGAUACAAGGAGAAAGGCGAGGAUGAGAAGAAGCAAUGGCAGAUUCUCCUUCGCGUCGGAUGA